GUGGGGGUGCGGGGAAUCUCAUUGAAACCUAUUGAAUAUUGAUAGGCCCAGAUUGGGUGGGCAUGCGGUGGGUGUUUCCAAUAGUGUGAGAGUCUAGGACAGCAGGCACAGCCUCGCAUUAAGAGGAUGCCAUCUUUCAGUCUGCUCCACCAUUUGAUCACAGAUGCUGUUUUUUUACCCCUCUCAACCCCGUUCUCCUGCCUCCUUCGCAUAAUCUCUGAUGCCUUUACAAGUUAAGAUUCUAUCAAACUCCUCUUUAAAUAUACCCAAUGGCUUGACAUCCACAACCAUCUGUGGCCAUGAUUGAUGAUGAGAAUGAUCCCAGAAAUGAAAGGAUUAACACAGCUCUCGGUCUGUGCUUGCACAAGUUUGGAAGAACGUGAAGGCUUGAAUUUGGAAGCCUAGACAAAGUGGAAAUGUACAGGAUGUUUCCAAUACUGGGAGUCUAAUACUAGACAGCACAGUCCCAGAAUAGAAGGGCAUCCGGUUAGAACAGGAUUUCAUUAGCCAGUGGGCAGUGAAUCUGUGGAAUUCAUUGUCACAGGCACCUGUGGAGGCCAAGUCAAUGGGUUUAGUUAAAGCGGAGGUUUAUAUGUUAUUGAUUCAUAAGAGUGUAAAAGGCAACAGGGAGAAGAUAGGAGAAUGAAGUCGAGAAGAAAAAUAAAUCGGCCAUAAUGAAAUGGGGGAGCAGACUCAAUGGACAAAUUCAGCUCCUAUGUUGUAUGGUCUUAUGAUGUCACUGAGCAAGGAGGUCACAGGCUGCUGCUGCCAACCGGAGAUGAGAUUCACGGACCCAGGGGUUCAUUUCUUGCCGAGGUUCAUGGUGACCCAAGUCACCUCUGCCACCUAACCCGUGAACUCCCCAGUCGUGAAUGGUGACCCCAGUCUGCCCUCUGGUGACUCAUGACCCCAGUGUUCUCUCCACUGACCCAUGACCCCAGUGUCCCCUCCCCUGACCUGUGACCCCUGUGCUUUUGGAUAGACACUCCCUGAACCGUUAAUGCCUCCUCCACUGCGACAGAACCUGUGAGGGCAUCAGGAGCACCUGCUGGGCGUAUUAGGAGGUCAGAUGUAGCUGAGGGUGGGUGAUUGAGGAGUGGGAGAGGGUUGGUUGGUGAGGGUGGUAGGUUUGGAUUGGAUAGGAGAGAGUUGGGCAUGAUGGGGUCCCUGAACUUGGAACGACACUCACAACCUCAAGGUGUCUGCGUGGGGAGCAAGGCUUCUGAAGGAAGCACAGACCAUGGUAGAGAGCACAGCAAGAUCCAGAGCAUGGUACCUUCUACUCCCUCCUAUUCACUGAACCCUUCCUGCCUCUCCCUCCCUCCUCACCACCACCUGACGAGGAUCUUUCUGGCUUAUGGUGAGGCCAUUGCAGUCGGGUGAGAGAGUGGGGAUUUCACUGAUUAUGCACUGGGAGGUGUCCAUGCCUCAGGAACAGGGGGAGUCUAGACAGGAGUGAAUCCUGACCAGGCCUUGCUACUGACCGGAACAACUCAACUGUAUGGCUGGUGGGACUGUGAGAACAACCCGGGCUGGAAUCGAGAAAAUGAAUGUGGAAUUGCUUCAGAGCGGAUUCCCCGGCCGUCCUGCCCUCGGGCUAUGAGAAGAGCGGACGGGCCACCAUGCCUGAUCAGGGUCGAUACUCCAGCGUGCCCUCGGGGCAGGGCUCCCAGGACCCUGCCCUCGACUGCCAGUCCUCUCCCUCUCCCUCUUCCAUUCCCUCUACCUCCGGUGAGGCCGUCCAGCUUCGGAAAGAGAUCUCCCUGCUGAAUGGCGUGUGCUUGAUUGUGGGGAACAUGAUCGGCUCGGGGAUCUUCGUCUCGCCCAAGGGGGUGCUGAUGUACAGUGCCUCCUAUGGCCUCUCGCUGGUCGUCUGGGCGCUGGGGGGCAUCUUCUCAAUCUUCGGGGCACUUUGUUACGCCGAGCUGGGAACCACCAUCACCAAAUCGGGCGCCAGCUACGCUUACAUCCUGGAGGCUUUCGGCGGCUUCCUCGCCUUCAUCCGCCUCUGGACAUCGCUGCUGAUCAUCGAGCCCACCGGCCAGGCGAUCAUCGCCAUCACCUUCGCCAACUACAUGGUGCAGCCUAUCUUCCCCACCUGCGAGCAGCCCUACCUGGCCGCGAGACUGCUGGCUGCUGCCUGCAUCUGUAUCCUCACCUUCACCAACUGCGCCUACGUAAAAUGGGGGACGCGUGUGCAGGACAUCUUCACCUACGCCAAGGUGCUGGCACUGAUCGUGGUCAUCCUGGCCGGUUUGGUCAAGCUGGGCAUGGGCCAGACGCAGAACUUUGAGAAUUCCUUCCAAGGCUCCUCCUGGCAUCCAGGUGACAUGGCCCUGGCUCUCUACUCAGCCCUCUUCUCAUACUCCGGCUGGGACACACUCAACUUCGUCACCGAGGAAAUCAAGAAUCCCACGAGGAACCUGCCGCUCUCCAUCGCCAUCUCCAUGCCGAUUGUGACGGUGAUCUACAUUCUGACCAAUGUGGCCUAUUACACCGUGCUGGACUUCCACGAGAUCUUAGCGAGCGAUGCUGUGGCCGUGACCUUCGCCGACCAGAUUUUCGGAGUCUUUAACUGGACCAUAAUGGUGGCCGUCGGUCUGUCCUGUUUCGGAGGUCUCAACGCUUCCAUCCUCGCCGCCUCCAGGCUGUUCUUCGUGGGAUCGCGGGAAGGUCAUCUCCCGGACGCGCUCAGCAUGAUCCACCUGGAGAGAUUCACGCCUGUCCCAGCGCUGAUCUUCAACGGAGCCAUGGCGUGUGUCUACCUCUGUGUGGAGGACAUCUUCCAGCUCAUCAACUACUACAGCUUCAGCUACUGGCUCUUUGUGGGGCUUUCCAUCGCCGGGCAGCUGUACCUGAGGUGGAAGGAGCCCAACCGCCCCCGCCCUCUGAAGCUCAGCCUCUUCUUCCCCGUCGUCUUCUGCCUCUGCACCAUCUUCCUGGUGGCCGUCCCUCUCUACAGCGACACCAUCAACUCACUGAUCGGGAUUGGGAUCGCGCUGUCUGGAGUUCCCUUCUAUUUCCUGGGCGUUUACCUGCCGGAACACAAGAGACCUACAUUUCUCCGUGACCUCCUCGCCUCCUUCACCAGGUACUCCCAGCUCAUAUGCUACUGUGUGCUGACCGAGAUGGAUUCGGGGGACACAGAGACAGCAGUGGAUAUGGCCAGUGAGAGGAAGUCGCUCUGAGCCCAUGGCCGGGCUGGGGCUGGGGAGAGGUGCAGCAGUUUGGCUGACGGACUGAGGGAUGUGUCGCACGUGGCACCGGGAUCAUUGGGAAUGGAGUCUUUGCCAGCGGAAGUUCCCCUGAGGGCUUCCGUUCCUCGAGUAAAACAGUGACGCCUCACUGCUGCUCCUCUCCCACAACCGCCCGAAGAGUCUGGAUCCUGAUCUCCAGCGAAUGGACCUAUAUAGGGUGUCGGGGCAGAGUAUUCCAGACCCCAGGGCUCUGCUGGGUUUUACCCUUUCUGCUCCCACCCUUUUCUCCUUCAAAGUUUACCCCUCUGCCACCAUCUCCCGGUUCUCUCCACUCUCUCCCCAACCCAGCACCAGGCACGCUCUCAGCCCACCCCCUGACCCAGUGAGGGAGGAGCUAAGGGUGAGGUGUGGAAGCAAAUCUGUUACCCCUAACCCAUGCGGGACCACUCAUCGUGCCCCGUGACACCUGAAUCCUCUCGACGAUCAUGUUCUCUCUGUCACAGCCCCUCCCUCUUCCUUUCCUCCAGUACGCCCUUCCUUCCCAUUCUCCCCCCUUUCGCCUGUGCCGUCUCCCAUUUUCCCUUCCUUCCCACUCUUUUCCCUCUCUCAAACCCCACCUCCACCCUCCCUCCUUCCCAUUCCCUCACCCACUCUCCUUCCCUCUCCACCCGUUCCCACUUUCCUAGCCCCUCCACCUCUUCCUCCCCUUGUAAACCCCCUCCCUCUCCCUCUUCCUCCUCCCAGUUCUUUUCCUGGUUUGCCUCUAGUCUGCCCCCACUGGUGGCUGGGCAAAGACUUGCAGAAGGGCUGAGUGAUCCCAUACGGCCAGACCUCAGGGUGGAGCCUAAUUCUCCGGCCGUGACCCCAGAGGGGACGAGGGGAUGGUUCAGCCCCUGCAGGAAACCGGAACACAUGUCGGAUCCCGAGUUCCGGUCACCGGACCCCAGGCAAGGCUGACCAACGGACUGAGCAGAACUCGGGGCCCCGAAGCAACUACUGACAAUCACAUUAAUAAUAUAAAUUAUGGCUUCUAUAACCACUCAGAAAAAUAUAUUAGAGUCUUAUGUUUCUGACAA
Molecule: messenger RNA, 4273 nt
Organism: Hypanus sabinus (Atlantic stingray)
Lineage: Eukaryota; Metazoa; Chordata; Chondrichthyes; Myliobatiformes; Dasyatidae
Product: Y+L amino acid transporter 2-like
Exons: 10
Coding region: 1551-3188 (545 amino acids)
Biological process (GO): amino acid transmembrane transport
Cellular component (GO): membrane
Molecular function (GO): basic amino acid transmembrane transporter activity; L-amino acid transmembrane transporter activity
Source: RefSeq, a predicted model, not a curated record